GCUAACGACACAUGAGGAAACAACAUGCUCCUUUACUCAGUGGUGUAACAUUUUUCGUUGUUUAACUAAGAAAAGUUAUAUUUCGAGAGUACCUUUCCUAGUGGGUUUCUUCCCCACAUUCUCAAUUCAGACAUCGGUUCAUCGGAAGCUUUGCAGUAAAGAUGCCUGUCCUGUGCAGCAGCUGUGCUGAGAAAAGAGCUGUGCUGAAACGUCCAAAAACUGGCCACUCGUUGUGUAAGGAGUGCUUCUUCUGGGCCUUUGAGGAGGAGGUGCAUCAGACGAUUGUGGCAGCAAAGCUGUUCAAACCUGGGGAAACGGUAGGAAUCGCUGCCUCAGGAGGGAAGGACUCCACAGUCCUCGCACAUGUAAUGAAGCUCCUAAAUGAGCGAUACAACUAUGGGCUUGAACUGAUGCUUCUCUCAGUGGAUGAGGGGAUCACUGGUUACCGAGAUGACUCGUUGGAGACCGUAAAGAGGAAUCAGCAACAGUACGAACUGCCACUGAAGAUUGUGUCUUACGAGGAGCUGUAUGGCUGGACUAUGGAUGCUAUAGUGAAGCAGGUGGGACUGAAAAAUAACUGCACCUUCUGUGGAGUGUUCAGAAGGCAGGCGCUAGACAGAGGAGCCAUCAUGCUGAAAGUGGACAAGAUAUGUACAGGUCACAAUGCUGACGACGUGGCAGAAACAGUUUUGAUGAACGUCUUGCGAGGGGACAUAGCUCGUCUUCGUCGCUGCACUGCCAUCUCCACAGCCAGUGAGGGCGAAGGGGUCGUGCCUCGAUGCAAGCCCCUUAAAUAUGCGUAUGAGAAAGAGAUUGUUCUGUACGCUUACUUUAAGAAGUUGGACUACUUUUCCACUGAAUGUAUUUACUCUCCCAAUGCUUAUCGUGGCUAUGCAAGAACCUUUUUAAAGGACCUGGAGAGUGUGAGGCCCAGCUCCAUCAUGGAUAUCAUCCACUCCGGUGAGAACCUCUCUGUACGAGAGGGGGUGAAGAUGCCAGUGCAGGGGACCUGUAAUCGCUGUGGCUACAUCUCAAGCCAGGCACUGUGCAAGUCGUGUGUGCUCCUGGAGGGGCUGAACCGAGGCCUGCCGAAGCUGGGUAUAGGCAAACACCACCGUCUGCACGACAAAAUCCUCUCCCAGCAGCCUCUUACUGAGAAGGAGGAGAGGAAGCUGAAAUCAGUAGACUUUUGACAAUUGCUAUCUCUUUUUUUAUUUCCUAUAAGACUUAAGAUAUAUAAUGAAAUUUUAGAAUAAACCACAUUUGUUGUAUUUUAAAUGGGAAAAGACUAGCCUAAGGUGUCAAGUCUUAUUUUUCAUGUAUCAUUAAUUGAAUAUUUAUUGUAUUCAUUGGUGUGUAACACUAUUUUCGUAGAACUGAGAAAACCUCUUACACCAGUGAUUCAUCUUCUCAGCACAGACUGACUGCGGUGUUACAGCUGCUAACCUGGAUCACCAACAUAUUAUGUAGACACCGAAAUGUGGGCUUAUCUUACGGUACUGUUCAAUAAUAGCUGAAUGGUACAUGUAUGUAGGUUUUCAUAGUAAUUUGCCCCAUCUGAACAACACAGAGAUGGCAAAAGGUGGAACUUGUCUGCUUGUGUUUUUGUUUUGGUAUGAAAUUGAGUUUUGUCCCAGCCUGUAUUUUUCUGUUUUAAGUUUUGUCAUUGAGUUGCUAAACUUUGAGAGUCAGCAUCAUUUGGAUUUUCAAUUUUUUUAAAGUGAAAUGGUUAUGGACUGGAAUCUCACACUGACAGCGUGUUUUAUUUUAUGCUACCGCUUAUGUGCGAUUUCACCAGUCUCUGGAGAGAAUAUGAUGACAUUCAUGGCCAUAGUCCAAGGUAUUUUAUGAACUAUAAUUUAAUAAAUUCAUUGUCCCACA
Molecule: messenger RNA, 1881 nt
Organism: Toxotes jaculatrix (banded archerfish)
Lineage: Eukaryota; Metazoa; Chordata; Actinopteri; Toxotidae
Gene: ctu1
Product: cytosolic thiouridylase subunit 1 homolog (S. pombe)
Exons: 3
Coding region: 162-1193 (343 amino acids)
Biological process (GO): tRNA wobble position uridine thiolation
Cellular component (GO): cytosolic tRNA wobble base thiouridylase complex; mitochondrion
Molecular function (GO): tRNA binding
Source: RefSeq, a predicted model, not a curated record